Messenger RNA from Adineta ricciae, 1065 nucleotides. The record is from the annotation of a GenBank genome assembly. Lineage: Eukaryota; Metazoa; Rotifera; Eurotatoria; Adinetida; Adinetidae.
AUGAAUCAAUCAAAACUACUUGACCUACCAAACGAACUAUUAAUUGAAAUAUUUCAAUAUUUCGAUGUUAGUCAACUCUAUGUUUCACUAUAUGGAUUAUCAAUUCGACUGAACAACCUUGUCAAUAAAUGGCAUUCGAAACACCUAACUUUCAACACGAUUGAAACCAUCGACUUUGUACGUCAACAUACAGAUCUCGGACAAAUUCGUUCUCUUUCAAUAUCAAAUAGUGAUCAAAUGGUUUUAUUAAACGAGUUGUUCAACAUACCAGGUUUCCUUAGAAAUUGUCAAGCAUUAUUUAUAUACGAUAUUAUACCACUGGAUUUUAUUGAUUUAGUACCCCGUCUAACAUUGUUUCAGAGCUUAAAAUCACUAUCAGUCAUUCGAAACGUUGAAAUAAGUUAUCCAGAAGUUUACAAUAAUCUAUUCAAUAUGAUCAUAUGUAAAAGAAUACCAGCACUUAAAUAUCUUCAAUUAACUGUACCUUGUCGAGUACAAUUUCGUCCAUCCCGUUUGUCAUUAUCUCUGCCAACUCCUUCAAAUAAUCUGGAGCAAUUAAUUUUGAAUCCUGCCACCAGUGCAGAGUUAUCUUCUCUGUUUGGCUUUCUCCCCAGUUUAAAUCGAGUUUCAGCUGACUCUUUCUACUUCGGACAUCUGCAUGAUUUUCCAACAAAAGCCAAAAUAACACAUUUGAAAAUUAGGGUGAGCCGCUCUUCAGAUGCAACAUUUGAUAAUCUAGCAGUAUUUCUAGCGGAAACACCCCAGUUAAAAUCAUUCUCACUGCGGGCAUUUAAUCGACAUUUAGCUGAUGGAAAGAAGUUGGAACACAUCAUACAAAAAAAUAUUCCUUUAUUAAAGAAAUUUCAAUUUGAAUUUCUAAUAUCUGAAGUCAUUGAUAUUGAUAAGAUAAUGACCACUUUUCGAACAAACUUUUGGUUAAACAUUAAACAAUGGCUUGUCAAUUAUGAUUACAAAGUAUCUGGAACAAAACUACCAGGAUUUAUACAACGUCACAGAGUAGACAAGUUCUUUUGUAUCGAUAUCUGUACGAUAUUUCUUGAAUAA